Molecule: messenger RNA, 738 nt
Organism: Saccharomyces eubayanus
Lineage: Eukaryota; Fungi; Ascomycota; Saccharomycetes; Saccharomycetales; Saccharomycetaceae
Product: DUP/COS family protein
Exons: 1
Coding region: 1-738 (245 amino acids)
Source: RefSeq, a predicted model, not a curated record
AUGCAGUCGGAUAAUGAUGUCAAGCUGGACACGUUGAGUGAACCUAGUGCGCCUUUAAUCACGGAGAAUGUUGCUCUUCCCAAAGACAUCUUCAAGUCCUAUUUUUCUUAUCUAUUAUACGAAUUUGUUCACAACGGUAAACUGUUGAUGAUUAGUUUCAUGAUACCUAUGGUUCCCAUUUUAUUGGCUUUGACCUUUCACUACGUUGCCGUUUAUAUUGUAGCUUCGGUGGUGUGUUUCUUUGGUUUCAUCAAUAUUAUUUGUGUACUAGCAUCCCUCUUCGAUGCGCCAAUCUCUGAUAAAGAGUUCAAAAUAAAGCUUUUACUGGAGGUAAUAGCGCGCAAACCAGCAUUAAAGGGCGAAGAAUGGAGGACUAUUACAUAUAACACGAAUCGAUACUUGUUUGAAAAUGAUCUAUGGAACACUCCAUACCAUUUCUAUAGCGAUAAGGAGUGCCACCGUUUUUUCAAAGACCUUGUUGAAACAGGAAGACGAGUUGUUGCGUCGGCGGGUCCUUCAACCAACGAUAAUAACAAUACACUGUCGGAUCCUUCAACCAACGGUACUGACAAUACAGAGGAUACACCACCAGCCGAGGCUUCGAGCAACACAGCCAAAUCGUAUACUUAUAGUUCUGACCCGAUUCUGGAAGCGUAUUUUAUUAAAGCAGUGGAAGUUGAGCAGCAGGCCCAACGAGACUAUUGGAGAAAGCAAUAUCCGGACGUCGAUAUGCCUUAG